This is a messenger RNA of Prorocentrum cordatum, 1240 nucleotides long. The record is from the annotation of a GenBank genome assembly. NCBI's taxonomy places the organism in Eukaryota, Dinophyceae, Prorocentrales, Prorocentraceae.
CGGAUUCAUAAUCCCAUUGCUCAGUCCAGGACCCCCCGCUGGCGCGGUCAGGAGUGAGGCGCUGUCAUGUGCCGAUUGUUUUCUCUGUGCACUUCCUUUGCAACCCGGAAGAGGCGUCACAUGUAGGUUGCCAGUCCGCAGAGGAUCCACCGAUGUGCCCCGCUGUCAGCUCUGUCUGUGCCAUCUGUUGUUUGCUCCUUCUUCUUGCGCCGCCAGGGUCUCGCGUGCAGCCUGCCGCUCGCAUGUGCCCGCUUCGGCGGCGCUGAAAUGAGCAAGACAGCCGACGCUGGCGCCGAUGUCUGUUCAAAGGCGUGAGGAGGAAAUGUCUGGUGACGAUUUUCCGUACACUCUUGACUAUUUUGCAUUGUUUUUCACUGCCCUUCUAAAGUCAGCCUGUAGGAGGACAUGCCCGUCCUAACCUCAGCCACGCACCCAGGGACAGUGCAAGACUGGCCGGGCCCUCCAUUCGGACGGGCAUGCCCUUGCCAGAGUCAAGCGAAGCGUGGCGGUGCCACCGCCCAAGAGGAGUGGACGCCCGCGCGGGUGGCUGCUCUGCUGGCGGGCGUCUGCAGCGGCCUCCACGAGAUGCACCUGCAGGGCAUCGCCCACCGCGACGUGAAGCCAGAGAACGUCUUGCUCAGGCUGGAGUCUACGCCUUCGUGCCCCUUCGGCGUGCCCGUCCUCAUGGACUUCGGCUCGUGCGGGAGCACGGAGGUGCCCAUCCGGGGGCGCCAGGAUGCGCUCCUGGAGGCGGAGCGCGCGGCCACGAACUGCACCAUGCAGUACUGCGCGCCCGAGCUGUUCGACGUGCCGUCUGGCAUCGGGGCGCUGUCCUACGCGUCGGCGGACGUGUGGGCCCUCGGCUGCACCUGGUACUGCUGUCUCCUGGGCUACUCUCCGUUCGAAGUCGAGUUCGACCACCAGCCGCCGUGCGCGCCCCGACAGGUGGACGCCAGCCACCUGCGCGUGCUGGCCGGCGUCCCGUGGCCCCGGGCUGGGCCCCGCUCCGCCUUCUCGGCGGCACGCAAGAGUGCCCCUUACCCGCAGUGACCCUUGUCGAGCCGGCGGCCAGAUCCGAGCCCUACUCUGGCCAAACCUCAGUAGAUCUUUCGUGAGGGCCCCUCGGGGAAGAACCCACUGACCUUGGCAUUCAUAUGCUGGUUGUGGCUGCGGUCGAUUUGGCCGUCCUGGGACACCACAUCGACCACAACCACUACCAAGCUGGUUUCGGUGUUCCGAC